CUAUUAAUCUACACAAGGAUUUUCUCACAAUUUCUCUCUUUCUUUUCUCUCAGAAGGGCACCCACUUACUUAGCUCUUCUCAAGCUUUCUCUCACUCUUUCUUGCCCAUUGCCUUUGCAUGCAUGUAUAUUUAUAAUGAAAAAUCCAACCACCCAUGCACCAUUUUUCUUUGCCUCAUUACUACCCAUCCAUGAUUUUCUUUGUUCAGUAAAUGGGUCAACAUGCAAUCUUGCAUGAUUUCAACAAAGCAAAUGCUAACCCACAACUAGCUAGAUACAUACACUCAACUUCCUAUGGUCAAGCACAGAGAGCAUUUGAAGCUGCGCAGGCUAUUCAUGAUCUGAAUGGUGUAGCAAGUGUUCUAAUGCGUCAUCCAUAUCACUUAGAUUCACUUCUAACAAUGGCAGAUUAUUUUAAAUUUGUGGGAGAGCAUCAGAUGUCAGCAGAUUCUAUUGCAAAGUGUUUAUAUGCCUUGGAAUGCACAUGGCAUCCUAUGUUCACCUCCUUUCAGGGUAACUGCCAGUUGAAGUACAGUCAUGAGGCAAACAAUCCAUUGUUCAAAGCACUUUUCAUUCACAUGAAAAACAUGGGCAGACGUGGCUGUCAUCGUUCUGCACUGGAGGUUUGCAAAUUGUUGCUUUCGCUCGAUUUGGAUGAUCCACUGGGAGCUAUGUUCUGCAUUGACUACUUUGCUCUUAGGGCUGGGGAGUAUGCAUGGCUAGAACGAUUUUCUGAAGAAUAUGAAAGUGAUAACUCCUUAUGGUUGUUCCCAAACUUCUCAUAUUCCCUUUCUGUUUGCCGGUUUUAUCUUGAGAGAGAGGACUCUUCAGUUGCUGCUUGUCAGGAUACUUCAAAGGCUACUUCUGCUGAUCUUAUUAAUCAGCCUUUGAUGCUUCAUCCUGCAGUCCUUAAGAAGCUUCUUGUCAUUGAGUCACUGGAAUCCAAUAGAAAUGAUGCUAAAGAUUGUGCUUGUGCGAGAAAAGAAGCAUUCUCAUCUGGGAAAAAUGAGUAUGCUCAUUUGCUGGUUCAGGAUUUUUCUGACACGGUACCGACCAUUCCACCUGAUAACCUGCAAAACUUUACGGUUGAACCAAGGGCAGCUUUGCAGAUUGGCAACUUGGUUCCUGAUCCAGUUGAUGCUGGCCAUGCUCCACCACCAAGAGACAUUGCAAAUCGUAAUCCAUUGGUUGUUUUGAUUGAAUCAAUGCUACCAUGGGUGAAUUAUGGUGAUGGAGAAGAUGUUGUGGCUAUUGAUGAAAAUCAGCAUAAUGGACACGCCCAAGAUGAUGAAAAUGAUUGAGCAUCUGUAUUAUGGACGGUUGAUAGAGAACUUUUUACACCAUUGUAUCCAAUUUUCAUAAUGUUUCUGAUACAUACGUUCCCCUUGGAAAUCAGAUAACAUUUCAGCAAAGAAAAUAGCUCUUCCAUGUAUAAAGGGAUGCUAAGACA
Messenger RNA from Rubroshorea leprosula, 1449 nucleotides. The record is from the annotation of a GenBank genome assembly. NCBI's taxonomy places the organism in Eukaryota, Viridiplantae, Streptophyta, Magnoliopsida, Malvales, Dipterocarpaceae.